Messenger RNA from Halichondria panicea, 4244 nucleotides. Its product is annotated as 1-phosphatidylinositol 4,5-bisphosphate phosphodiesterase delta-1-like. The record is from RefSeq and is a predicted model, not a curated record. The transcript is spliced from 23 exons. Lineage: Eukaryota; Metazoa; Porifera; Demospongiae; Suberitida; Halichondriidae. Gene Ontology annotation, biological process: lipid metabolic process; release of sequestered calcium ion into cytosol; phosphatidylinositol-mediated signaling. Gene Ontology annotation, molecular function: phosphatidylinositol-4,5-bisphosphate phospholipase C activity; calcium ion binding. The coding region runs from base 102 to 4049 and encodes 1315 amino acids.
GUGGGUUUUUUGCUCUGCAAGGCUUCUGUACUUUCACCCUUUUUUCAUUGAGGAGAAGCUGUCUUUUGUACGACAACUUAACUGCAACGUGUUUAGCAAUCAUGGCGGAUAGCGAGCAACCUACUGACAACUGGGUAUUGGUGGACGACCCAGAGAAACCAGCUGCAGAAGAGUCCCCUGCUGAAUCUGCCCCUGCAGAACCAGAGCAGCCAGCAGAACCGGAACCCGAACCAGAAACAGAGCCACAACCUGAACCCGAAGCAGAGCCUGAGCCUCAACCCGAAGCAGAGCCUGAGCCUCAACCCGAAGCAGAACCUGAGUCUCAACCUGAAGCAGAGCCUGAGCCUCAACCCGAAGCAGAGCCUGAGCCUCAACCCGAACCAGAGCCUGAGCCACAAUCCGAACCUGAACCUGUUGAGCCGGAACCCAAAGCAGAACCUGAGCCCGAGCCAGUUGAAGAUAAGCCUGCAGAUCCUGAACCAGCUCCUGUGGAAUCAGAGCCUGAGAAACCAGUAGAGCCAGAACCUGAGGCUGAACCACAACCUAAAGUGACUGAAGAUAAACCAGCUGAGCCUGAACAAGAACCAGAGCCCCAAUCAGAACCAGCUGAGGACAAACCAGCCGAAGACAAGCCAGCUGAGGACAAGCCAGCUGAAGACAAGCCAGCUGAAGAAACUGAAGUGACAAUUGAGGUGGAGAUUGGCGGAGGUUCUGAAGAGAAAGAAGUUGAAGUGCUUCCUGAGCCUGGAGACGAAAUACACUAUGGCUCCUACAUUCGUCUGUGUCAGGUUGGAUCGGACAUGACCAAGGUCAAGAAGAGCAAGGGGUUCCCUCGCCAGUACAAGCUUGAGAAAGACCUCCUCUCUAUUGUCUGGGACUCCAAACACAAGGCACUUAGCAAGGCAAAGAUCGCAGUCACAAACAUCACAGAGGUGCGAGGCGGUCGCUCCACUGACAGCUUCAAGAUCAGCAAAGACACUCACCCUGAAGAUGUCUGCUUCUCCAUCAUCUACAAGGAUGCAGGGAACAACCUGAAGACAUUGGACCUGGCCGCUCUCACCGUGGCCGACAGGACCGCAUGGGUGGAAGGACUCAAGGCUAUCCUGAGGCAAACUAGCUCCAGCGAUAAGGGCGAUGAGAGGUCAAAGGUCAGGGAACGCUGGCUCAAGGACCUGUUUGACCGUGCCGAUAAAGACAACAGUGGCACACUGGACCUGAAGGAGGUGCUCCGUCUCAUGAACGAACUUAACGUGGGCGUGUCACAGAAGCAGCUCAAGAAACAGUUUAAGGCCGCAGACACAGAAGGAGCCUCUGAAGGAGACCAACUCGAUGGGAAACUCAACUUUGAUGAAUUCUGCACUCUCUUCAAAGACCUCUCUGCUAGACCCGAGUUGAGGAUGCUCUUCAACAAGUACAGCUCCAAGAUGGAAUGGCUGACAGUCAAGGACCUGCAGAAGUUCUUGCAGCUGGAGCAAGGAGCGGACAACCCCAGUCUGGAGUUCUGCACUCAGCUGGUGCAGAAAUACGAGCCCACGGACGAGGGCAAGGCACAGGGCUUCAUGAGCAUGGAUGGCUUCUCUCAGUUCAUGCUGGGGCCUGAGAACGACAUCAUCAAUGUUGAUCGCUGCUCCAUAAUCUACCAGGACAUGACCCAGCCCCUUUCCCACUACUACAUUGCCUCCUCUCACAACACCUACCUUCUAGAGGACCAGCUGAAGGGACCUUCGUCUUGUGAGGCCUACGUGCGAGCUCUGAGGAAGGGCUGCAGAUGUGUCGAGUUGGACUGCUGGGAUGGUCCUGAUGGGGAGCCCAUCAUUUACCAUGGUUACACCCUCACCUCUAAGAUUCCCUUCAAUGAGGUCAUCGAGGCAGUUCGUGACCACGCCUUUGUGGCGUCAACAUACCCUGUGAUCCUGUCCAUAGAGAACCACUGCUCUGUCCCCCAACAGGCCCGCAUGGCUGAGAUCAUGAAAGAGAUUCUUGGAGAUACUCUCUAUGACGACGCGCGAGACGAGAGCAGGACCAUCCUGCCCUCCCCUGAGGAUCUCAGGAGGAAGAUCCUUGUCAAGGGCAAGAAGUUGAACAAGACCGUGGAGGAGGCUGAUGACGACGAAGGUGAAGUUACUGAUGAGGACGAGGCUGAAGAAAUAGACCAGACUCACAAAGUCGAACCUGAGGCCAAGCCAGAGGAGGACAAGCCAGCUGAGGACAAACCAGCUGAGGACAAACCAGCUGAGGACAAGCCAGCCGAGGAUAAGCCAGCUGAGGACAAACCAGCUGAAGAUAAGCCAGCUGAGGACAAACCAGCUGAGGACAAACCAGCCGAGGACAAACCAGCCGAGGACAAACCAGCUGAAGACAAACCAGCCGAAGACAAACCAGCUGAGGACAAGCCAGCCGAGGACAAACCAGCCGAAGACAAACCAGCUGCUUCAGGAGAAGAUGCAACAGAUGGCGCCAAAGGAGAUGCUACCCCCCGCAAGCAGCGCUCGGUGAGCUUCAGGUCUCGCCAGAGGAAGACUACUGUGACUCAGAAGCCAAAGAAGAAGAUCAAGCUCAACUCUAAGCUGUCUAAGUGUGUCAACUAUGUCCAGUCUGUUCACUUCCCUGGCAUCGAGGGAUAUGAUGGAGUGAGCCCCGCUCCCGGCAAGUGUUGGCAGAUGAGCUCGUUCGGAGAGAGCACUGCCACAAAGUUGAGCAAAGAGAGUGCAGUGAGGUACGUCACCUACAACAAGGUCCAAGUCAGCCGCACAUACCCUAAGGGCUCUCGUGUCGACUCCUCCAACUAUGACCCCACCCCUAUGUGGAACGCUGGAUGCCAGAUUGUUGCCCUAAACUACCAGACUCCUGGCAAGGCCAUGGACCUCAACGAGGGCAAGUUCCGAGACAAUGGUGGGUGUGGCUACCUCCUCAAGCCAGCCAUCAUGAGAGAAGACUUGUCACGAUUUGACCACAAUCAGCGUAGCGUGCACUUCUCUGGCUUCACCCCCAAAGUCAUCACAGUGAAGGUGAUCAGUGGCCAGAAGUUGCCCAAGCCGGGUGACAAAAAGGGAGAAAUCAUCGACCCCUACGUCGUACUGCAGGUGGUGGGGGCGGAGUGUGACAACCAGAAGUUCAGGUCCAAAACUGUCAAUGAUAACGGAUUCAAUCCCAGGUGGUCAGACCAGAGCUUCCAGAUGCAAGUCCGUUUCCCAGAACUAGCUGUGCUCAGGGUUAAAGUGAUGGACGAGGAUUGGGGUCCAAAUGCUGAUGAUUUCAUUGGCUCGUACACCCUCCCCCUCAAUUGCCUGGUGCCCGGCUAUCGUCAUGUCCACCUCACUAAGAGCGGACUCAAGAUGGAGAGUGGGUCGCUGUUCCUACACAUCCAGAUCCAGGACUACGUUGCCCCACACAGAGCAUUUGGCAAGACCAAGACUACUCUGAAGCUCAAGAAAUCCAGAGAGUACCCUGAACACCACCAAGUUGGCCACCAAGGCAUUGACCUUCAUUUCCGCAACAUCCCCGCUGUCUUGCACAGAGCAGUGGACAUGAGAGAGGACUUCACCUUUUACCUUCUCCACUUCAAGGAGCUGGUCGGCCAUGGACCUCAGGCUUCUCUCAGUGACUGUGUAGAGCUGCUUGCUGCCAGGGCAACCAGUGCAGGUCUCAGCUUGUGUCUACAGGAGCAGGGAGAGAGUGAAGAGACCAGGGUGUAUCAAAUGAGUAUGGUCUCGGGAGUAGUGCCAGCGUCAAUACAGCCCAUGUUGGAUACAUUCAACCAACUCAACUCAUCCAUUCAGGCACUCAUCGUGCAUGGUCAGCCCACUAUCAACGAGCUUCAGGUCAUCCACAAGGAGGCCAAGGAACAGGAGGAUGCCCUGAGGCAGCACAUCAAUGACACUCCCCCCAAGAGACCUGACCUCGUGUUGGACCAGUAUGCUCGUACCAUGUUCACUGUGUCCACUGAAGCUGAACGACUGACAGCUGCCAAAGAACAGGCUGCUGACACACUGAAGAAGUUGUUUGGAGCAGCUACAAGUGCUGGUAUUGCAUUGAAACCCACUCAAUAAAAGAGAAACUGAAUUAUCCCCAGACAUUGUGUGCUAUAGAAACUUUAUAUUUUGAACACAGUGUUGAGUGUAAUGUAGAUACCCUUAGUAACUUGAACAGUUUGUAUAUAAUUGUAGGCUUCCUAUUAUUUUUUUGACUAUAUACAAUUAAUGUACAUAUGCAUGUACUUUAAAUUUUUACAUGGUGUCUAAUUA